This is a messenger RNA of Polychytrium aggregatum, 676 nucleotides long. RefSeq lists its product as uncharacterized. NCBI's taxonomy places the organism in Eukaryota, Fungi, Chytridiomycota, Chytridiomycetes, Polychytriales. The record is from RefSeq and is a predicted model, not a curated record. The transcript has 2 exons. The coding region runs from base 255 to 653 and encodes 132 amino acids.
CCUGUAUCUCAUCGCCACCAACGGCACGCCCAAGCUCAAGCACCCCGAGAAGAUGGGCUCGCAGUUCAAGAGCUUUCUCAGCCGCUGUCUGGAGGUCGAUGUCUCGAAACGAGCAGACAGUGAGGAGCUCCUCUCGCACCCGUUCUUCAAGCAAGCGGCCCCUCGCAGCGCCCUGGUGCCGCUGGUGAAGAAGGUCAAGAGCGCCGGCAAGUGAACGCCCCCUCUGCUCGGUACUCGGACGGACAAGUCGCUCGAUGCUGCUGGGUCGGCUGGAUGGCCUGCCCCUUGUGUCUUUUGGCCCCGGCGAGUGCUGUUGCGCCGCUCUGGCCUGUCUCCAGCAAGAGUAUUUAUCGUUAGUCACCCUCGUUAGUUUCUCCCUCACUCUGUUUGUCCCCACUUUCUCUCGUCUACCUGGCCCUCCCGCACCUCCCUCCGCACACACAAGCACAUUCUGUGUUUCUGAUACUCGUGGGCUGGCCACUUCCAUGCUUUGCUUUCUCCCUCCUUCCCUCUACUAUGGCUGUGUUACCGCACUCUUCUUGAAUGAUAGAUGCGCCCACCACCACCGCCGCCCGCCAGCAGCAGCAGCCGCGCAUGCUGGCUCUCCGGCGGCUCGGCCUGUUCUCUGGCGCAACAGACGAAUUGCCUCAUGAACAUUGCUUUUGUAUGUACUGCA